Messenger RNA from Lemur catta (Ring-tailed lemur), 1933 nucleotides. It is a transcript of the gene HAPLN1, whose product is annotated as hyaluronan and proteoglycan link protein 1. Gene Ontology annotation, molecular function: hyaluronic acid binding. The transcript has 5 exons. Gene Ontology annotation, biological process: cell adhesion. Lineage: Eukaryota; Metazoa; Chordata; Mammalia; Primates; Lemuridae. The record is from RefSeq and is a predicted model, not a curated record. The coding region runs from base 302 to 1366 and encodes 354 amino acids.
UUAGGCUGUAAUUAGGGGAUCUGGGAGGAGAACUUUCCUGGUGACGCUUUGCUUUUCUUCUGCUCUUGGUGAGAAAGUGCCUCCUUCUUCCCAGGACCAGGACCUCUGCCAUCCAGCGCCACAAAGAGACAUUCUGCACACACACACACACACACACACACACUCGCCCAGAGACAAACUUAAGGUGAGGAGAAAGAGCGCUAGCUUCACUUGAUCUCCAGCUUCCAACUUAAGCAGGACUUGAGAGCAUCUGAAUUUCUGGAUUUCAGGACAAGUGGAGAAGAUUCUUUGGGCUAUAAAGAUGAAGAGUCUACUUCUUCUGGUGCUGAUUUCAAUCUGCUGGGCUGAUCACCAUUCAGACAACCAUACUCUGGACCAUGACAGAGUUAUUCACAUCCAAGCAGAAAAUGGCCCCCGUCUACUCGUGGAAGCAGAACAAGCCAAGGUAUUCUCACACAGAGGUGGCAAUGUUACACUGCCAUGUAAAUUUUAUCGAGACCCUACAGCCUUUGGCUCAGGAAUCCACAAAAUCCGAAUCAAGUGGACCAAGCUAACUUCGGAUUACCUCAAGGAAGUGGAUGUUUUUGUUUCCAUGGGAUACCACAAGAAAACCUAUGGAGGCUACCAGGGGAGAGUGUUUCUGAAGGAAGGCAGUGAUAACGAUGCUUCUCUGGUAAUCACAGACCUCACCCUGGAAGAUUACGGGAGAUACAAGUGUGAGGUGAUUGAAGGAUUAGAAGAUGAUACUGUUGUGGUAGCAUUAGACUUACAAGGUGUGGUAUUCCCUUACUUUCCGCGGCUGGGGCGCUACAAUCUCAAUUUUCACGAGGCACAGCAGGCCUGUCUGGACCAGGACGCUGUGAUCGCCUCCUUUGACCAGCUGUAUGACGCCUGGCGGGGCGGGCUGGACUGGUGCAACGCCGGCUGGCUCAGCGAUGGCUCUGUGCAAUAUCCCAUCACAAAGCCCAGAGAGCCCUGCGGGGGCCAGAACACAGUGCCCGGCGUCAGGAACUACGGGUUUUGGGAUAAAGAGAAAAGCAGAUAUGAUGUCUUCUGUUUUACAUCCAACUUCAAUGGCCGUUUUUACUAUCUGAUCCACCCCACCAAACUGACCUACGAUGAAGCGGUGCAAGCUUGUCUCAACGAUGGUGCUCAGAUCGCAAAAGUGGGCCAGAUAUUUGCUGCCUGGAAACUGCUGGGAUAUGACCGCUGCGAUGCAGGCUGGUUGGCGGACGGCAGCGUCCGCUACCCCAUCUCCAGGCCCCGAAGACGCUGCAGCCCUACAGAGGCUGCGGUGCGCUUCGUGGGUUUCCCAGAUAAAAAGCAUAAGCUGUAUGGUGUCUAUUGCUUCCGAGCAUACAACUGAGUGUGCCCCUAGAGCGCAAGUCAGUUUUAAAGUCAUUAAGAACAUGUGAAAGGUUUUGUUUUCAAUAUGAACUCAUGCAAGUUACCAAAACUGUGAUAACCCUUUUUUACUUACUGUAAAGAGUCAUUUUUCAUAAAGAUCAAUUCAUUAAUUUGUUUUUGUAAAGCUAUCAUUCGAUAUAUAUUAUAAAUUAAUAUAAUUUUAAGGGAAGCUCUACGUAAGAAGGCUUUAGAGCUAAACCGUUUAAGCUAUAUCAUCCCAACAAAGUAUCCUUUCCUGAACGGGGCAUGCAAUAGCUUGAGGAUUGCUAGGAUUCAAUUGAGGAAAGUAAAGCUACUCAGAGCAGCAGCUUUCACAAGCACAAAUUUUACACCUUUGUACAAUUUUGAAAUGCACUACAAUAAACAAAUUAAAAACAGUGGAUUUGAAAUACAGGCUUCUUUACAUAAACUGAGAAGUUGUACAAAACUCAGUUUCACAAGGGAACAAUCUACACUUUUCUAAAAGUUCAUAUUUCAAGCCUCCAAUAAACAGAAUAUUUUACUCUUUAAAAUCCUGCCUUUUUGA